Messenger RNA from Tetrahymena thermophila SB210, 1179 nucleotides. Its product is annotated as transmembrane protein, putative. The record is from RefSeq and is a predicted model, not a curated record. NCBI's taxonomy places the organism in Eukaryota, Ciliophora, Oligohymenophorea, Hymenostomatida, Tetrahymenidae. The transcript has 8 exons.
AUGAGAUUGUUUUUAUUUUAUUUGAUGAUAAUUUGCUAUUCAAACUCUAAGCCUAUUAAUCUUACUUAAGAGGAUUCUUAAAAUGUUAAAAAUAGUUUUGUAUAUUUGAAUAAUCUCUCAAAGACAGAUGGAUGCGCUUAUUAGUUGAUAAAGGAUAUUUCUUCAGAUUGCAAACAACUUUCUGAGGAUUAAAAAAGUAGAUUAUCAUUAAAGCUAACGAAUUGUUUGCUAAUCCGCUCUAGUAAAAGACAAAUUGUUUGUUCAGAUGAUGUGUAGUUUGAAAUUUGUUCUUAGGAAUUAAAUGGGGAUUCAUGGAAUACAUAUUCUAGCUUUUACAUGCAUAUAGACAACAUUUGCUUUUACUACCAAGCACUGAAUUGGUAGAAAGAAACUUAAUAAUUGAUAUCUAAUUUGCUUGAUAAUUCUGAUAAAGCAAAUUUACUUAUAUUAGAAGCUUUGAAUAAUUCUCUAUAAAUGAAGAAUAUACAGAACCAAAUUCACUAACAAAUGUAAAACCAAUUUUAGUUAUAAGAAGAGGCAAACAGAUCUAUUUAGGAAAAUAAUACAAACCUUGAAAAGUUAAAAAAGUCAAUUAGCACAUCAUUCGAAUAGAUAGUAAAUCAAAUUUUAAUUCAAUCAGAUAAAGUUAGUAAGGUACUAAGUGAUCUCUUUGAAGGACUGAAUGAAAUUAAAAUAGCAUAACAAUGGAUAACAAACAACUUUUUUGAUUUAUCAACUUUUCUUUUUUAUUUUGGUUUCUCUUUUUUAUUGAUGCUUUUAACUUCCUUUAAAAAGCUAUGCUAAUGUCGAACAAGUUCACUUUUAUUGCUUUGGAUAUGUUUUAUUAUUGAAAGAUUGUUUUUAAGGAAUGAUAUUUUUUUCAUAAACUCAUCUUACUUUCAAACAACAUUUAGAUUCAUUUUAUGCAUGUUACAGCUAUUCAUAUUAUCAAUAACAUAUAAAUCAUACUAAGACUUUAGUAGACUUAAUUACCAAUAGAUUUAAGAAAUUUAAACUAAAUUAAAUAUGCUUAAUUCUGAUAAAAUAAAAUACAAAAUAAAAUCAUGCCUACUGAGCUUAACAAAAGACAUGAAGAAGUACCAAUAACAGAUUUCUAAUCCUUAAAAAAAGUUAGAAUUUUAAGACGAAAAUAGAAGUUUCUCUGAUUUUCCAAAAUGA